This is a messenger RNA of Ceutorhynchus assimilis (cabbage seed weevil), 3062 nucleotides long. NCBI's taxonomy places the organism in Eukaryota, Metazoa, Arthropoda, Insecta, Coleoptera, Curculionidae. The record is from the annotation of a GenBank genome assembly.
UGUACAAAUUUUCAUGAUUGACAAGUUUUGACAACAGUCAACCUAACCUCAAAAAGAUCCCUGUCCCUCCGUAACCAUAACAUAAGAAUUUUUUUAUUUCUGAGAGAGUUUUUCAGGGAAUAUUAUUCAAUUUGAAGGAAACUAUAUUAUAAUUUAACGGAAUAAUAUGGGAUAAAUAUAAACACAUAAUAUUAAAAACCGUUUGCAGCCACAAAAUCAACCAAAUAUUAUUUUUGAUUAGAAAAACCUUCAUCCAACCAAUUUGAAGAAAAUGAAUGUUUUAAAAGACAAUUCCAGGUUUACGAGUUACUUGGACGAGCCUGAACUAGAGAGUAUUACAUUAGAAGACUCUCAACGUACCAAAUUUUUGGAUGGAGAAACCAUUGUAUGUGAGGCCCCGCAAGUUUUAAUGUACACCCCUCUAACCCAAACAAACAAACCCCUAAAAGGUGUACUAACGGUAACAACAUUUAAACUAUCUUUCGCUUCUGCUGAAGAUUACGAAUCAUAUUCGAAUUGCUAUCAGCAGAAUUAUCUUUUAGGAGUUAAUGAUGUUUGUUUAUCUUUGAUUGAUUGUAUUUAUCAGCUUGGUGAACGCAAUAAGAAAAAAUUGUUACCUGGGCAAAGCAUUAGUGGUAAAAUAAAAGAAUUGUUAAUAGUUUGUAAGAAUAUGAAGUAUUUUGAAUUAAGCUUUAAAAACAGCGAUAAAGAUAGCGGUAAGCUCAUAGCAAAUGCCCUUUUACAUCACGCCUACCCCAAAAGACAUCAACUUUUAUUUGCUUACGAUUAUAAGGAGCCUUACAUAAACACUGCUCUAAUAAAAGAAGCAAAACUUUUCCAAUUCAAACACGAUUGGGAAAAAGAACUCCAAAGAACAAAUUGUCCCGGUUGGAGAUUGAGCCACGUAAAUUUCAAUUACCAAGUAUCUCCUUUGCUAAUCGAAACCAUUAUAGUUCCACAAUCUGUCACAGAUAGCAUCAUAAAAGAAGCAGUCGAAAAAUUCAGAAGUCGAUUUUGUCCCGUAUGGGUUUGGGGUACUUCACAAGGUGCCGCCUUAGUAAGGAUGGCCGAUUUAUUACCAACAAUAACCGAUAGAACUGAGGAAAACAAAUUGCUAGAACACAUAAGAAAAAGUCACCCGCAAAAGAAAGCUCCGCAUAUUAUUGAUCUCACUAGUCCUAGUCCUAAAGAUAUUUAUACAAGCUACGUUAAAUUAAGAGAUUUGUGCACCCCAGAAACCCCUAGAGUAUUCAAAAGCCAGGAUUUUAAGUUUUACGGUCUAUUGGAUGCGACAAAAUGGUUGUCACAUGUAUCUACGUGUUUAAGUAAAGCCAAAGAAGCUGCUGAAAAAAUCGAACACAGCAAUUUCACUGUCGUUUUGCAAGAAGGCAACGGACAAGAUUUGAAUUGUUUAGUGUCCAGUUUAACGCAAAUAAUACUGGAUCCGUAUUUUAGGACAAAGUUUGGCUUUCAGUCUUUGAUUCAAAAAGAUUGGGUUGUUAUGGGGCAUCCGUUUGCUAAUAGAUUAAGACAUAUUUUAAGUAAGGAUGUAGAACAAUCUCCGGUAUUUUUACUGUUUCUCGAUUGCGUGUGGCAGCUACUGCAACAAUAUCCUGCGGCCUUUCAAAUAAGUGAAACUUAUCUUACUACUCUUUGGGAUUCGGCGCACUUAUCUGUCUUUGACACUUUUCUUUUUAAUUGUCAACAUCAACGAUUUAUGGCUAGUACGGGAAACUGUAAUGCCCAUAUCCCAUUAACCCUAAGAAGCGUCUGGGAUUGGCGCGAACAAUUCAGCGAAAAAGACAUAGCAUUAUUUUGCAACCCCCUCUACAAUGACCGUUAUAUCGAAGCGUUGCGACCCAGCACCGGGUUGCCCAACUUGGAAGUGUGGGGUCAGUGCUACUUCAGGUGGAUCUCGGAUUUGGAAAUUCCUAGAGGCGGCAGGCCCCAAAUCGACUUGUUCAGUCGGUAUUUGGUGCAAGAUAUUUUGCAAAAACAAUACAACAGUGCGGAUGUUAAUGGGACAUUGGUGAAAAUUAAUAGGAAUAUGGAAGAGUAUGUGGAUUUGGUUAAGAAAGUCAAUGGGUUUUUUCCGUUUAGUCAUAAUAGUGCUUUGGUUAAUAAUCCGAUUAAUAAUGUGCUUCUGACGGGUGAUACGUUGGAUUCUCAGUCAAUACUUAAUUUGAAUAACGAAUAAAUGAUUUAUGGGAAACAAGUCUUCUUGAAGUGGGCCUUAAAAUAUACAACUUUCAUGCCAUAGAUAAUCUAAACAUCCUAUGAAGUUCUCAUGGUAAAAACAUGAAUAUGAAUUCCAUGAAUCUAUAUGCUCCUUUUGUUUGUUUGCUAAAGAUUUUUAGUGCCAUUUCUGAACAAAAUACGUACUAAGGCCUUAAUUUGAACCAAAUAACAUAAUUAUUUCUUCCAGUUUAAAUAGUAAUAAUAUGCCAAAAUUUAGGUAAUGAAGCAGCUUUAAUGAUAAGUAGAAUAAAUUAUUGAUUUUGGUUUGGUACUUGCAUUAUACAGGGUGUCCCACAAGGUUUUUCCCAAAUGAUAACUUCGGAACGCAUAAUUUUUUAUCAUUUUCUUUACCAAACCCUUAACAAAUACCUAUGGCAUUGCCGAUUUUGUAAUUUAAUUUUCUAACGAAAAAUUUCAUAAUAUACCAUGAGUUACAUUUAAGAUUCGAAAGUUGACGUCACUUGAACUAAAUUCAAGCAAAUGUGGUGAAAUUGGAUGAUAAUGGUAAGAAGCACAAAAAGUUACCCUAGAUCCUCAAAAUUUCAAUUAUAUUGGAUGAAACGUUCUGAAGUUAUUUAUUACCUGGGAAAAAGGUUGUGGAACACCCUGUAUAUAUUUCUUUUUUAACUCAAGCUUAGAAUUAUCCUUAUUUAUUUGACUUUUAUUAAGUUGUUGAUAAUGUAAGUAACCCACAAAUAAUUUAUUCAUGUAAAUUGAACAAUGUUUAAAUGUUGCUGUACAUAUUUUCAUACUAAACCAAUACCAAAUAAUAAAUAUGUAAUAUUUUUAUUUAUAUUUGUAUUUAUCAGCUAUAACUUCUGUGA